Messenger RNA from Acomys russatus (golden spiny mouse), 4143 nucleotides. It is a transcript of the gene Daam2, whose product is annotated as dishevelled associated activator of morphogenesis 2. Lineage: Eukaryota; Metazoa; Chordata; Mammalia; Rodentia; Muridae. Gene Ontology annotation, molecular function: actin binding; small GTPase binding. The record is from RefSeq and is a predicted model, not a curated record. Gene Ontology annotation, biological process: negative regulation of oligodendrocyte differentiation; actin cytoskeleton organization; positive regulation of canonical Wnt signaling pathway.
AUCAUGGACCGAGUCAGGAAUCUGCCGAACACAGCAAUUCAUUAGCUCUUAUCAAGUUCCUGCCUCCGGGGAGUGUGGCGAUUCAAAAGCAGCUUUCCACGUCCUCUGUUCCCCGGAGGAGUAAGUGGGUCACUGUGAUAGGAAGCCUGGUAGCUUGGAAUGGAGGAGUGAAGCCAGAGAGGAAGGAGAGAUCAGGGUCCUGGGGGCCAGUUCCUGAGCAAUGUGGAUCAAGGCUGUUGGGGCAGGAAGCCACCCAGAUUAAAGUAAUGUAUCUGCCUCCAGCUAGGGACUGUGGGUAACAAAUUUGGAAACAUACAGGGAGUGGCUGGCCCAGGCUGCACUUCCUGGGAAAUCGUGUCCGAGCUGGCCACUUAAGAGACGGGAAGGACCCGCUUCGUGGUUUGCAGGACCCAGGAUUGUGCCAAUGAGGACCUAAGGCGCCUGCCUGCUGACCACCCCAGCCUGCAGUGACCAUGGCCCUCCGCAAAAGGAACCACCAUGGCCUGGGCUUCCUUUGCUGCUUUGGAGGCAGUGACCUCCCUGAGAUUGACCUCCGGGACAGCCACCCAUUGCAGUAUCUGGAGUUCUCCGGUCCCAUGCCGAACCCAGAGGAGCUCAACAUCCGCUUUGCAGAGCUGGUGGAUGAGUUGGACCUCACAGACAAAAACCGGGAGGCUGUGUUUGCACUACCACCAGAGAAGAAAUGGCAGAUCUACUGCAGCAAGAAGAAGGAGCAGGAGGACCCCAACAAGCUGGCGACCAGCUGGCCAGACUAUUACAUCGACCGUAUCAACUCCAUGGCCGCGAUGCAGAACCUGUAUGAGUUUGAUGAGGAGGAAACGGACACAAGGAACCAAGUUGUGGAAGACCUGAAGACAGCCCUCCGGACACAGCCCAUGAGGUUUGUGACCCGCUUCAUUGAGCUGGAAGGCUUGACCUGUCUGCUGAAUUUCCUCCGGAGCAUGGACCACACCACCUGUGAGAGCCGCAUCCACACGUCUCUGAUUGGCUGCAUCAAGGCCCUGAUGAACAACUCCCAGGGACGGGCACAUGUCCUGGCACAGCCCGAGGCCAUCAGCACCAUCGCACAGAGCCUACGCACAGAGAACAGCAAGACUAAGGUCGCGGUGCUGGAGAUCCUGGGUGCCGUAUGUCUUGUGCCCGGAGGCCACAAGAAGGUUCUGCAGGCCAUGCUACACUACCAGGUGUAUGCAGCUGAGCGCACUCGUUUCCAGACUCUGCUGAAUGAGCUGGAUCGAAGCUUGGGCCGGUACAGGGAUGAGGUCAACCUGAAGACAGCCAUCAUGUCCUUCAUCAACGCUGUCCUCAACGCGGGGGCUGGAGAGGACAAUCUGGAAUUCCGCCUGCAUCUCCGGUAUGAGUUCCUGAUGCUGGGGAUCCAGCCAGUGAUAGACAAACUCCGACAACAUGAGAAUGCCAUCCUGGACAAGCAUUUAGACUUCUUUGAGAUGGUCCGAAAUGAGGAUGACCUGGAGCUAGCCCGGAGGUUUGACAUGGUGCACAUCGACACAAAAAGCGCCUCUCAGAUGUUUGAACUGAUCCACAAGAAGCUGAAGCACACGGAAGCAUACCCCUGCCUGCUCUCUGUGCUGCACCACUGCCUGCAGAUGCCUUACAAGAGGAAUGGUGGAUACUUCCAGCAGUGGCAGCUCCUGGACCGCAUCCUUCAGCAGAUCGUCCUCCAGGAUGAGCGGGGUGUGGACCCUGACCUGGCCCCACUGGAAAACUUCAAUGUCAGGAAUGUCGUCAACAUGCUCAUCAACGAGAAUGAGGUAAAGCAGUGGAGGGACCAAGCGGAGAAGUUCCGGAAAGAACACACGGAGCUCUUGAGCCGGCUAGAGAGAAAAGAGCGGGAAUGUGAGACCAAGACGCUGGAGAAGGACGAGAUGAUGAGGACGCUGAACAAGAUGAAGGACAAACUGGCCCGCGAGUCCCAGGAGCUGCGUCAAGCUAGGGGACAAGUGGCAGAGCUGGUAGCACAACUCAGUGAAAUCUCAACUGGCCCAGUAUCUUCUCCACCUCCCCCUGGAGGUCCACUCACCUUGCCUUCCUCCACAACAACCAAUGAACUGCCUCCACCCCCACCUCCUCUCCCCUUUGCCUGCUGCCCACCCCCACCCCCACCUCCCCUUCCUCCUGGUGGGUCUCCCAUCCCCCCAGGUGCCCCACCCUGCUUCAACUCAGGCCUGCCCCUGCCUCAGGACCCCUUUCCCAGCAACAAUGCCCCACUCAGGAAAAAGUGCAUUCCCCAGCCUUCACACCCACUGAAGUCCUUCAACUGGGUCAAGCUGAAUGAGGAGCGUGUCUCUGGUACUGUGUGGAAUGAGAUUGAUGAUAUGCAGGUGUUUCGGAUUCUGGACCUGGAAGAUUUUGAAAAAAUGUUCUCAGCAUAUCAGAGGCACCAGGGUGGCACGCAGGAGGGUUCCCAGAGAGAGAGAGAAAAUGUGAGAAACCGAGGGACGGCAAGCAGACCUCUGCCAGGCGCGGAGGCGAAUGCUCACAGAACUCAGAUGGCUUCUAGUUCUGUGGUAUCACCUACCAGUCCCAAGAAAGAACUGGGCUCCACGGAGGACAUCUACCUAGCCUCGCGCAAGGUUAAAGAACUGUCAGUCAUCGAUGGCCGGAGGGCUCAGAACUGUAUCAUUCUUCUCUCCAAGUUGAAGCUUUCUAACGAGGAGAUACGACAGGCCAUCUUGAGAAUGGAUGAACAAGAGGAUCUCGCUAAGGACAUGUUGGAGCAGCUCCUCAAGUUCAUCCCUGAGAAGAGCGACAUUGACCUCCUGGAAGAGCACAAGCAUGAGAUUGAGCGGAUGGCACGCGCAGACCGCUUCCUCUAUGAAAUGAGCAGGAUCGACCACUACCAGCAGCGGCUACAGGCCCUCUUCUUUAAGAAGAAGUUCCAGGAACGGCUGGCUGAGGCCAAGCCCAAAGUAGAAGCCAUCUUGCUGGCCUCCCGAGAGCUGACCCUCAGCAAACGCCUGAAGCAAAUGCUGGAGGUGGUCCUAGCCAUUGGUAACUUCAUGAACAAGGGGCAGCGUGGGGAUGCCUAUGGGUUCCGAGUAGCCAGCCUCAACAAGAUCGCUGAUACCAAGUCCAGCAUUGACAGGAACAUCUCUCUGCUCCAUUACCUGAUCAUGAUUCUGGAGAAGCACUUUCCAGACAUCCUGAACAUGCCCUCGGAGCUGCAGCACCUACCAGAAGCUGCCAAAGUCAACCUGGCGGAGCUGGAGAAGGAGGUGGGCACUCUCAGGAAUGGCCUCCGAGCAGUGGAGGUGGAGUUGGAGUAUCAGAGACACCAGGCACGGGACCCCAAUGACAAGUUUGUCCCUGUCAUGAGUGACUUUAUCACGGUGUCUAGCUUCAGCUUCUCAGAGCUGGAAGACCAGCUCAACGAGGCCAGGGAUAAGUUCGCCAAGGCACUGACACACUUUGGGGAGCAGGAGAGUAAGAUGCAGCCGGAUGAAUUCUUCGGCAUCUUCGACACCUUCUUGCAGGCCUUCUUAGAGGCCCGGCAGGACCUGGAGGCCAUGAGGAGGAGGAAGGAAGACGAUGAGCGGAGGGCACGCAUGGAAUCCAUGUUGAAGGAGCAGCGUGAGAAAGAAAGAUGGCAGAGGCAGCGGAAGGUCCUGGCAGGCGGCACCCUGGAGGAGAGUGGCGAGUUCGAUGACCUGGUGUCAGCCUUGCGCUCCGGAGAAGUGUUCGACAAGGACUUGAGCAAGUUCAAGCGCAACCGCAAGCGACCAGGGAGCCAGGCCCCAGAGGUCACCCGCGAGCGGGCGAUAAACAGGCUAAAUUAUUGACUUGGGGAUUGGGUACUGACCACAUAGCAGCAAGCCUGGAGACAGGGAUGAGGGGAAGAGGAAGUUGAUGCAAUGACUUUUUAAGUGAUUCGGAGAGCUGGGUUUGGGAGCCCCGGGCUGGGUCCUGGGGGCUGUGUGCAGCUAGACCGGGUGUCUCCCCGCUUUGACACCGGGCCUUCUCUCAUCUCUCCUUUACACUAUUCAUUCUCAUCCAUCUCUCUUUGUGCCCCUCCCCCUCCUGAGCAUCGUUCUCUAAGACUAGCUUGGGUAUCCCUGGCAGGCCCUGGGCUUUGGUCAAGAAAUCCCAGGCUGGAGGACACUG